Molecule: messenger RNA, 483 nt
Organism: Haliotis rubra (blacklip abalone)
Lineage: Eukaryota; Metazoa; Mollusca; Gastropoda; Lepetellida; Haliotidae
Exons: 3
Coding region: 34-483 (149 amino acids)
Source: RefSeq, a predicted model, not a curated record
GUGUGUCUGUGUGUUUGUGUGUUGGUCGGAGACAUGGCGACGACUGAUGCUCUGUGCACACUGCAUCUUUUGCUGGUAUGUUUCCUUCAGCCAUGUGUUUCUCAAGGUACACCAUUUCGUGAGUGUCACUGUUCAAGCGGAUGUGACGUCAACGUCCGGUGCACAAGUGGCUGUCUGCAGGGUUGGUCAGGCCCCUCUUGUCAGAUAAAAAACAUAGCUCUGAACAAACCCACUCAACAAACCAGUACUCUCAAUGACUGCCCGUAUGCGACAACAAGCACCAAGAUGAGGGUGUGUGGGGACAAGACUUCCUCCCUGGCAGUGGACGGUGUGGCCAGCAGCAGGUACUGGUCAGGGACGUGUACACACACCAAACAUGGCCAGACAGCUUCAUCACCUACAUGGUGGACAGUGGAUCUUGAAGAGACACACCUCAUCACCAAUCUGACAAUAUUCUUCUCACAUCCACGCAAGUAUCUUUAA